AUGUCUCUCCAACGCGUUGACUCUGUAGAUCCUGCCGAGGUCUACGACUACAUCAUCUGCGGCGGCGGAACGUCUGGCUGUGUGAUUGCAGGUCGCCUCGCUGAAGACCUCAAUGCCAAGAUCCUCGUCCUCGAGGCUGGACCCGAUAAUGCGGACCUGGAAAAUGUGCACAUGGCGGGAGGGUGGAGCAAGAACUUUGAUAGCGAUACGGAUUGGAACAUCGUCACCGAGCCUAUGGACAGUGUCGACAGCAGACAGGUCAAAGUCAGCCGCGGUCGCUUCCUUGGAGGAUCGAGCGGUGUCAACGGAACACUAUGCAUCCGCGGCACGAAGCAGGAUUACGACGAUUGGGGAAUGGAGGAGUGGACUGGAGACAAGAUGUUCGCAUACAUGGCAAAGGCGGAGACUAUGCACGAGAAAGAUUGGCACAAAGCCGACAUGUCAGUCCACGGCACCUCGGGCCCUCUUCAUAUCGAACCGCACGACCUCGCACCCAUUUCAGAGCGCAUCAAGGAAAGUAUGAUUGAUUUCGGCCUUCCUUACCACCCUGAUAUGUUCUCGACCGGCGAGACACCUCAUGGGUGUGGCGACGUGCCACGCACGGUGCAUCAAGGUGUUCGCACCACAGCUGCCGACUUCAUCACCAAAGGCUACAAGCGGGAAAACAUCACCAUCAAGACCGAAGUCGUUGUUGACAGGAUCGUCUUCUCCGAGACGGAUGGCGAACUCACCGCAACAGGCGUUGCCACCAUUUCGACGACAGGUAAAAAGAUCGAGUAUCAAGCCAAGAAAGAAGUCAUCGUUACAGCUGGUGCGUACUGCAGUCCAACGGUCCUGAUGCGAUCAGGUCUUGGGCCGAAGGAACAGCUCAAGAAACACGGGAUAGAGUGCAGAGUCGACCUACCCGGUGUAGGUCAGAAUCUGCAGGACCAUUGCCUCGUCUUUGUGUUCUACGAAGUUUCCGAGCCCAACCUCACAAACGACUACCUUGCCUACCACGACAAUGCCAUUGCAUCCACCUACGAACUCUACAAAGAAAAGAAGACUGGGAUGCUUAGCACCUUUCCUUUCGGUAGGCCAACACCUACAUCCAUCUGUCUCUUAUUCAUCCUAACAUGUACGAGGCAUUUUCGGCUACGCGCGUCUCGACGACCGCCUGCAAGACUCGGAGUUGUGGCGCAGCGCAGCACGAGAAGAAGGCCGGGACCCGAUGGGCCUUACGCCGCAGCAGCCCAACAUGGAGUUUUGGAACACGGAGCUGUACGGCGGGCCCAAGCAGUACGUCGACUUCCCCGUCGACCACAAGCACACCUUCGCCAUGUGCAACCUUCUCUUCAACCAAAAGUCGCGGGGCUCGGUAACGCUCAAGUCGUCCAACCCAGCGGACAAUCCCGUGGUCGACCACAACUAUCUCGCGGACCCGCUGGACAUGCUGGUCAUGACGGAAGCGUGCCGUUUCGCAAACGAGAUGGUCAUGAACGGCUCCGGCACCAAGAGCGUAGUCAAGGGAAGCUGGCCAGCGCAUCUAACGCACCACACCAACACGACGAGGGAAGACUGGAUCCCCCACGUCAAACAGCAUGCCACGACAUGUAAGUCCGUCUAUCCUUACCACCACCACCACCACCACCACACUGUCCAUUCUCCUUGCUGGCUAACGCAGUGCCCCUCUAGGCUACCACCCCUCGAGCACCUGCGCCAUGGGUCCCUCCUCCAACCCCAACGCCGUGCUGGACAGCCGGCUGCGCGUGCGCGGCGUGCGCGGACUGAGAGUCGCCGACGUGAGCAGUAUCCCGCGCGUCAACAACGGACAUACGCAGAUGGUAGCGUAUGGCGUGGGCGAAGGUGCGGCGGAGAUGAUCAAAGAAGACGCGCUUGCAGGCCAGGCGGGUUUCUUGAAGCUGGCCGAGUAG
Messenger RNA from Ascochyta rabiei, 1913 nucleotides. RefSeq lists its product as uncharacterized. Gene Ontology annotation, molecular function: oxidoreductase activity, acting on CH-OH group of donors; flavin adenine dinucleotide binding. The coding region runs from base 1 to 1596 and encodes 531 amino acids. NCBI's taxonomy places the organism in Eukaryota, Fungi, Ascomycota, Dothideomycetes, Pleosporales, Didymellaceae. The record is from RefSeq and is a predicted model, not a curated record. The transcript has 5 exons.